GGUCAGGAAGGUCCCCAGGAGGCGGUCCCUCCUGGAAGCCUGCGGCGGAGUUGGGAGGCUGGGCCGCUAUCUUCCCACAGGGAAUUGAUCCUGGGCUCCUUUGCUCCGUUCCGCCCACGAGGGGACGUGGCUCCGGGGAAGUAAGGCCACGGCGGCUUCGGCUGUGUUUAUUAAUGUCCUAGAGGCGUCAGGCUAGCUUCGUCUUCCCGCCUACCUGGGCGUCCUCCCUACCCGCCCUCCCAUAUGGACUGCUGUGGGAUGUGGGUGACGAGCCCCGAGCCCUGAUGUGAGGUGUCAGCUCUGCGGAAUUACCGAGGACUGUUGUGUGAGCCGAGUGUGAGCCCUGUGCAGCGUGUGCGGUGGAGGGGGAUCGGCUGGGGAUGCUUCCCGAAGGUGAAUUACACUUCAGUGUACUCCAAAUUGUAUGCUACUGAUGGGAACUAUUAAAGUUUAUAAUGUCAGAAACUUUCCUUAGACCAAAGGUUUCUUCCACAAAGGUCACAGACUGGGUAGACCCAUCAUUUGAUGGUUUUUCAGCGACUACUGCCGUCACUACUAUCACUGCUUCAUCUUUAGGUUUGAAUAAUUCAAGUCACAGAAGGAAAAAAUCGCCCUCCACAUUAGACAGUAACAGAUUGCCGACUAGGAAAAGAGGAAAGCUGUUUUCUUUAGAACAGACCUAUGGUGUAGAAACUUCAAAAGAGUAUCUGUCUGAUACUGAGCCGUGGGUGGAUAAAUAUAAACCGGAAACUCAGCAUGAACUUGCUGUGCAUAGAAAGAAAAUUGAAGAGGUUGAAGCCUGGUUAAAAGCUGAAGUCUUAAAAAUGAAGCCAAAACAGGGUGGGUCUAUUUUAUUAAUAACAGGUCCUCCAGGAUGUGGGAAGACAACUACUCUAAAAAUACUAUCAAAGGAGCAUGGGAUCCAAGUACAAGAAUGGGUUAAUCCCGUUUUACCAGACUUCCAAAAAGAUGAUUACAAGGAGUUACUUAAUUUAGAUUCAAAAGUCUACAUGGUUCCAUACCAAUCUCAGACAGCAGUCUUCAAUGACUUUCUGUUAAGAGCCACCAAGUAUAGCAAACUGCAGAUGCUCGGAGAUGAUCUGACAACUGAUAAGAAGAUCAUUCUGGUUGAAGAUUUACCUAACCAGUUUUAUCGGGAUUCUCAUGCCUUACAUGAAAUUCUAAGGAAAUAUGUGCAGAUUGGUCGGUGUCCUCUUGUAUUCAUCAUCUCUGACAGCGUCAGUGGAGAUAACAAUCAGCGGUUACUCUUUCCCAAAAAGAUUCAAGAGGAGUGUUCUAUUUCAAACAUUAGUUUCAACCCAGUGGCACCAACAAUUAUGAUGAAAUUUCUUAAUAGAAUCAUGACUGUAGAAGCUAGUAAGAAUGGAGGAAGAGUUGUUGUUCCUGAUAAAACGUCCCUGGAGUUGCUCUGUCAAGGGUGUUCUGGUGAUAUCCGAAGUGCAAUAAAUAGCCUGCAGUUUUCUUCUUCAAAGGGAGAGAACACUUUAUGGUCAAAGAAAAAAAGAACGUCACUGAAAUCGGAUGCUGCCAUAUCAAAAUCAAAGCAAAGAAAGAAAUGUAAUAGUGCUUUGGAAAAUCAAGAGAUCCAAGCUAUUGGUGGAAAAGAUGUUUCUCUCUUUCUCUUCAGAGCUUUGGGGAAAAUUCUGUACUCUAAAAGAGCACCUUUAACAGAAUCAGACUCACCUCGCUUGCCUGCCCACCUCUCAGAGCAUGAACGGGACACCUUACUUGUUCAGCCCGAGGAAAUAGUAGAAAUGUCACAUAUGCCAGGAGACUUUUUUAAUUUAUACCUUCACCAAAACUACAUAGAUUUCUUCGUGGAAGUGGAUGAUAUUGUGAGAGCCAGUGAGUUUCUGAGCUUUGCAGAUGUCCUCGGUGGUGACUGGAAUACGCGCUCUUUACUCAGGGAAUAUAGUACAUCUGUAGCUACGAGAGGUGUGAUGCAUUCCAAUAAAUCCCGGGGAUUCGCUCAUUGCCAAGGAGGAGGAUCAAGCUUUCGACCCUUACAUAAGCCUCAGUGGUUCCUAAUACAUAAAAAGUAUCGAGAAAACUGCCUGGCAGCAAAGGCACUCUUCUUUGACUUCUGCCUACCAGCUUUGUGUCUUCAGACUCAGCUCUUGCCGUAUCUUGCUCUGCUGACCAUUCCAAUGCGAAAUAAAGCUCAGAUUUCUUUUAUCCAAGAUAUUGGAAGACUUCCUUUGAAACGAAACUUUGGAAGGUUGAAAAUGGAAGCCCUGACCGAGCGAGAGCUCAUAGAGCCUGACAGUGAGGAUGAGCUCCAGCAUACUGGAGGGCAGCCAGCUGACCCAGAGCCCUGGUCUCUCCCCCUGAGUCAGAACAGCGGGAGUGACCUGCCUGCUAGCCAGCCGCAGCCCUUUUCCUCCAGAGUGGACAUGGAGGAGGAAGAGGAGGAAGACAUCAUAAUAGAGGACUAUGACAGUGAUGGGACAUAGAAAACACCUGUCAAUCAAAGUGCUACUGGAGAGACUUGUUUUCACUCAUUCAGGACUACAGAAAUUGGUACUUGAACAGCAUUAACACACUUCUGGUGAAUGGCAAGCAAUUUGCUAAUUGCUCAGUUCUCAGAGUUCCUUCUAAGCCACUGACCUCAGUCAUCCUGAAGUAAAGCAGGGCUCAAGCACGAAGUCUUUAGUAUUUAUUUAGUCUUGUGAAAGGAUUAGGGAGGAGCGGUCACAGUGUGAAGUAUGGUUCUCAAUGUCCUGCUUAAAUAUCAGAAAAUGUGAAGGAGUAAUCCAGAAUAUAGACUUUAUGGGGUGUUGUAAAUUGAUUUGUAAAACAAUUUAUGAGUAUAAAUAAACUUUGUGCCUUAUUUACAGUUUGCAUCAAGCUUCUCAGAUACCGUUUGGUAUGUUGUACAGUGGAAUAUUUUAGAUACUUCUGGAAAAUAUUUACAUAAUUUAUAUAAGAAUUAAAAUGUUGGCUUUCA
Molecule: messenger RNA, 2968 nt
Organism: Myodes glareolus (Bank vole)
Lineage: Eukaryota; Metazoa; Chordata; Mammalia; Rodentia; Cricetidae
Gene: Rad17
Product: RAD17 checkpoint clamp loader component
Biological process (GO): DNA repair; mitotic DNA replication checkpoint signaling; DNA damage checkpoint signaling
Cellular component (GO): Rad17 RFC-like complex; nucleus
Molecular function (GO): chromatin binding; DNA clamp loader activity
Source: RefSeq, a predicted model, not a curated record